Cannabis sativa is the source of this 1627-nucleotide messenger RNA. Its product is annotated as protein JINGUBANG-like. The transcript has 2 exons. Gene Ontology annotation, molecular function: protein binding. NCBI's taxonomy places the organism in Eukaryota, Viridiplantae, Streptophyta, Magnoliopsida, Rosales, Cannabaceae. Bases 73 to 1443 code for a protein of 456 amino acids. The record is from RefSeq and is a predicted model, not a curated record.
GGAUGGAGGCGAGUAAGACCAAAAAGCUAAAAGAAAAAGAAAACGUAAUAAAGAAAAGCAACGUAGUGGCAAAUGGCAUCGUUAGAGUCUUCCAACUCUCCUAAUUCAAACCAGUCGUCUUUCACACUAAGACCAACGACAACCCAAAACAACAAGUUCCUUAGAAGCACUUCCUCCAAAGAAGCCUCCUUCUCCGAGUUUCCUUACACGCCGCCGCGCCGGAGCUCACCUUCCGUCUCCCAAAGCCUCCAUGCCUCCCCUGUCUCCUCCCCUCUCCACUCUCUCUCUCCGCGGCCUCACUCUUCCAAACAAAAUAAUAAUCAGAACCACCAGACGACCACUGUUGGAUUGGCCGUGGGUGUGGCCGUUGGGGACCCACACGCCGCUGCCUACCGUUGCAUCUCCUCUGUCCUAAAAAAGGACGGCCAGAUCUUGUCCAUUGCCGCAUCCAACGGCCUGGUUUACACGGGCUCCGAUACCAACGUGAUAAGGGUGUGGAGGAUUCCGGAGUUUACCGAGUGCGGGCAGCUUAAGACAAGGGCAUUCAUGGUGGUAGCCUUAGAGGUGUCGCAUGAUAGGGUUUACGCUGCUUAUGGUGAUGCCAAGAUUAGGGUUUGGCAGAGAACUUGGGACGAAGGAUUGAAGCAUGUUCGCCUAGCUACUAUUCCCAGGACUGGAAACUAUGUCCGGAGCUAUAUUUCCGGCAAGGAUAAGAUGAUGAAGCACAUGGGGCCUAUAACAUCAUUAGCCAUUAACGUAUCAGACGACAUACUAUACUCUGCAUCAGUGGACAAAACCGUAAAAGUAUGGCGAAUCUCAGACCUCAAAUGCAUCGAGACCAUCCAAGCCCACCCGGAGCCCAUCAACGCCAUCAUCGUCGCCGAUGACGGAGUUCUCUUCACAGCCUCCGACGACGCAACCGUCAAAGUCUGGCGCCGCAACUUUUGCCCCGGAGACCAGCCACACUCUCUUACAGUAACCCUCCCAGCCAAGUACUCUCCGGUCAAAGCCUUGACGUUGACCCAGGAUGGUGGAAUCCUCUACGGGGGAUGCACCGAUGGGUACAUACACUUCUGGCUCAAGGGGUGGUACUCGGGUCAGCUACAGUACGGUGGAGCCCUCCAGGGUCACACCCACGCAGUAAUGUGCUUGGCCAGCGUGUCUAAUUAUGUGAUCAGCGGCUCGGCUGACUCCACCAGCCGGGUUUGGGCCAGGGAGCUCGAUAGCGGUCAGCACACGUGUUUGGCGGUUUUAGUGGGCCAUAGAGGGCCCAUUAGGUGUGUGACGGCCUUCGUUGGGAGGUUUGGGGAGGAGAGUGACCAGGAUGGUUGUACCAUUUGCACCGGUAGCCUUGAUGGUGUGGUUAAAGUGUGGCGCGUGACGUGCGUGGGAAAUAUUAAUCGUUGUUCCACUCCAAGUGGGUGUGAGUAUUUUGAUCUCUAAUAACAGUUACAUAGUAUUACUUAAUUUUCUCUUCUAGCUAGCUUCUAAUUUCUAACCCCAGUUAGUAGAAAUAUUUGUAUAGAUAAUUAGUUAUAACAUUUAACAACCAUGUAUGGGGCUCAAACUUAUUAUUAUGUAUGUGUGGAGCUACUGAACUGAAUUAAUGGGUUAAUAUAUCGAUCAA